Hippocampus zosterae (dwarf seahorse) is the source of this 4457-nucleotide messenger RNA. It is a transcript of the gene slc22a23b, whose product is annotated as solute carrier family 22 member 23. Gene Ontology annotation, biological process: transmembrane transport. Lineage: Eukaryota; Metazoa; Chordata; Actinopteri; Syngnathiformes; Syngnathidae. The record is from RefSeq and is a predicted model, not a curated record. Gene Ontology annotation, molecular function: transmembrane transporter activity. The coding region runs from base 1208 to 3124 and encodes 638 amino acids. The transcript is spliced from 10 exons. Gene Ontology annotation, cellular component: membrane.
ACAUACUCGCACACAAUCAGUCAUGAGGACCAGCUGCUCACUCCAUUCCAAGGUCUCUCUCCGGUGCCGUGUGACCUUGUCGCGAGCCAGCAGAAAUGCUCUCCCAAUGUGAAGCAACCGACAUCUCUUGGGUGCUGAAAACCACGCCGGGAAGUCAGUGAAUUUUGUGAUACUUUGUCGCCCCCGCGUGGCCAAACAGCGUCACAUCCCACACGCCCGCCCCCUACCCGAACGCUCUUUUGUCUUCUCAACCCAGAAAAUCUUGCUACAAAGGUCAAGGAACUGCACGCGCACACGAAUCCCGCCGUGUGCGCGUUAAAAGCAGCGGUCGGAAGGAAAUGUGCGACGCGCCCGCCUGGAGGAUUUUUGGUCCACUUUUCGAGGAAGAAGCAGCACAAAGGAGAUCGUUGUUGCCUGGAGAUUGCUCGCCACUGGUGCAGUCGCCCUUUUUCAGACUCGGAGCAUAGCGCGACCGGGGGAGGGCGGGUUUAAGCCCCCACCCCCACAUCGCGCCACAACCCCGCCCCCCCUUCUUCCCAGAUUUCUGCGACCCCCUUCGGUCCAGUCUCCUGCUGACGACACGGCGGCAACAUUACAGUAUUCCUCCGCGUGUGUAAAUGUAACCCCCCCCACCCCCCACAGCGCAUCAAAGCGGCAUUGAACCGGCGAUGGGAGGGAGCUCGGAUGCAGUUUUGCACUUGAAGACCCCCAGAACUGGCUUCGAACGAGACCUGUUGUGGCGCGCACGGAUGACCUCGCAGCAGAUGUUUAGGUGAAAUUCUCUCCCUUCCACGCAGAUCCGGCUGGCCCAGAUCCGCUCCACGUGGAUGGAUCCCACCGUGGGGGGUGCACGCGCGGAACACAAAGCCCGCGCUGGACCGAGCAGCCCGUUCCUCUGAGGGAGAUCCCCCCCCCCCCCCUGCGUUCUGAAACAACCUCUGCACCCGGACUUGGCUUCGGGACCCCUCGCGGAGGACACGAGGACAACUGCGAUGUGAUUCGCGUUCACGCCACAGACCUGCUUUUUUUGGGGGGUGGGGGUGGGAGGGGAUCUUUUUGUUGUUGUUGCUGCUUUUGCUACGGUCCGGAUUGAUCUGCGACGUGAGCCCCUUUUGUGUCCGACGGGGCUCGAAGAGAGAGAGAGGCGGGGUUGGGGGUUGGGGGGUGGGCCGUCGCCAGCCAGCUGCUCCGCGGGGCCCGGGCGGCGAUGGCGGCCGGUCGCCCGCAGCCGCCCGAGAACGGCUUCGCGCCGCUCGAUCAGCCGGCGCCCAGGCUGCUGCCGCACGUCGACGCCUCGGUUCUGCCGUCCCUGGGGGGGUUCGGCAGGCACCAGAAGCAGCUCGUGGUCCUGACCUGGAUCCCGGCAUUGUUCAUCGGCUUUAGCCAGUUCUCGGAUUAUUUCCUCCUGGCGCAGCCCGACGGCACAUGUUUGCAACCUUGGGCGAACGGCAGCCGGUGGACCGCGGCGCCCGACCUGCUCGGCGGCACCGACGACGUGCCGGCGCUUCGGCCGCAGGUCAACGGCACCGGGGCUGAAGACGGCGACGCCGACGGCGGCGGCGGUGGCGCUCUGCCGUGCGCCUGCGAGGAGAGGACACUGGAGCUGCGCACGGGACUUAGCCAGAAUGUGGUUACCAAGUGGAACUUGGUGUGCGACUCGGCCUGGAAGGUCCAUAUCGCCAAAUUUUCAUUGCUCGUGGGCUCAAUAUUUGGCUACCUCGUGAUGGGCGUGAUGGCCGACUGGUUCGGUCGACACCCGGUGUUGAUUCUCUCUGUGCUCUUCAUGCUGGUGUUUGGUUUGAGUGUUGCCUUCUCUGUAAAUGUCACCAUGUUCAGCACCUUGCGCUUCUUUGAGGGUUUCUGCUUGGCGGGCCUCGCUCUCUCUCUCUACGUGCUCAGGGUUGAACUUUGCUUGCCGGCCUGGCGUUUCUCCAUGACCAUGGUGGCCAGUUUCCUGAUGGUCGGAGGGCAGCUACUGAUGCCCGGGGUGGCCGCUUUGUGCCGCAAUUGGCCGGACCGAGAUGACUGGCAGGUCCUGCAGAUUGUAAUCAUCAGUCCUUUCGUGUUGAUGCUGCCCUACGUGUGGAUUUUUCCCGAAUCGUUCCGCUGGCUGUUGACCACCCAGCACUACAGACGCUCAAAAGCGAUGAUGCUGCGCAUCGCAAGAAGGAACCACGUUGACAUGGCGACCGAAGCCAGCGGAGUUCUUUCAGCAGAGCUGGAGCAGGAGCUGCACAAGAAACCCCAGCGGACCUGCGUGGUGAAGAUGAUGAGCACCAGGAACCUGUGGAAAAACAUCGUGGUGCUGUGCGUCAACUCGUUGACGGGCUACGGGAUACACCACUGCUUCGCUCGAAGUAUGAUGGAUCCGGAAGCCCAGCCCACCGCUUUGUGCCACGCGGACUACUACGCCAUGGCCGGCAUCGCCGUGGCGACGUGCAUGGCACUGUGCCCCAUGGUCGGGCUGAUGGGCCGACGCGGAGGCCUCCUGACCUUCAUGAUCAUCACGGCCCUCGCCUCGCUCCUGCAGCUGGGCUUGCUCAAUUUGAUUGGAAAGUACAGCCUUCGUUAUGACACAGUUCUGCGGGACAGUCUGAAGAGGAAAUUCUCUGUGGCCUUCUCCAUCAUUGGCAUGUUCUCGUCUCACGCUGUCAGCACCCUCAGCAUUUUCUUUUGCGCUGAAAUCACACCGACGGUCAUCAGGGGUGGAGGUCUGGGUCUGGUCUUGGCCAGCGCCGGCUUCGGCAUGCUGACGGCGCCCAUCAUGGAGUUGCACAACCAGAAAGGCUACUUCCUGCAUCACGUGAUCUUCGCUUGCUGCACGCUGCUGUGCAUCAUCUGCCUGCUGCUGCUCCCCGAGCCUCGCGGCCAGCCGCUGCCCGAGACCCUGGCCGACGGAGAGACGUUCACCCGCCAAACCUUGCUCCAUCCGGGCGAGCAGCACCUUCUUCUAGCCAAGAGCGACGGGGACUACUCGCGCGUCCACGACACCCCGCUUCACCUGUCCGCCACGGGCGGCGCUACCGUAGCGGCGGCCACCGCUCUGGCGGCGGUACCCGCCUCCUACUCCUUGGCGACCGGCGGCGAGGUGAUUGGCAACCACGCCAUGGCCAAUGGCGUUUGAGCACGAUUGCACUGACUUCCUCGGCGAUGAGCAGGACUGGAAGGCCAUUUUGAACUUGGGAUUCGACCACUUUUGUUAGGAACCAGAUGAUGUCGAUCAAGGUAAAUUUGUCACUUGUCGUAAAAAUUGUCAGUCAAGACUUGCCAAAAUAUUUGACAUGUCUUAUAUUUUUCGAAAGUCUCCCGCGGUGCACUGCUCUCGACUCUGUUCUUUGAGGCUUUUUUUUUCCCAGGUCAGAGGAGCUGAUUAGGGCAAAUGAAGCUUCAAAUUGUUAUUUUGCACUACAAAUAGUGACGGGAAAAUGAAGCUUCAAAGUUGCUUCGGGAACCAGUUGCAUUUUUUGACUCCUAAACUUUUAGAAAUGUGCUAUCAGCUCGAGAUUGAACAGAGAGCGCCACCCGGAGGAGUCAAAAAAUAUAACAACAAAUUUCAAGCUCCGUUUUCCAAUCACUAACUGCAAGUCGAGAGACACAAUCAAGCACCUGUGGUUUUCAGCCAACACCUUGCCAAGAUAGGGAUCGGCUCAACCGCCAUCACUGUUUUGCAUGAACGGGCGCAAAGUCCUACGUGUUAUUUUUCUUAACGGUGGCACUUUAUCCUCCGAGCCCGAGUCAGUGUAGACGCUGAUUUGAAAAGUAAGCAUGACAGUUGGUUGGUGAAGGUGUAUGAUGGUUGCAUGAGCAACCGGAGACCUUGGCGCACACCCAUUAGAGACUGCAGCCAAUGCGAAAAAGACGGGAGCGUUGAAUGGACUUUGAAGUUUUCUUUGAGUAAGUCUGAUGAUGCGUCUCAACACUUGAAAUGGCUUUAUCCGUUUUUUUCUAAUAUUUUGUCAUGCUGCCCAAUUUCACUUGCAAAUGUCCUGUUCCAUGUCUCACGCUGUGUCCCCUUGUACCGUGGUAACAAUGUAGUCCUGCUCCUAUGAGAAACUAGCCCAAAAAAGCACAAUGACAAAAAAAAACAAGGCAAGUUAUGAUUAGAAUAGAGCAGUUUUCCUAAAACAGGGUUGGCUGUUGUUAGAAUACUUUAGUGUUCAUGUUCCAUUCAAGAAUGAUGUGUGGUUCACCUAACGGUUAUUAUCGUCGAAGCACCUUAUAUAGUGACAUGGAAAUAUUUGGUCUCACUACUACAGACAGAAUUGUAGGAUCCAACAUCUUCCUUGUACUUCUUUAGCAUGUAUUGUAUUUUGGAAAGACAACACACAACCCAGCCACCAAAACUGCUUUUUAAGUCUUAUUUUUUAAUGAUGCAUUUCUACCAAAAGCCAUAGGCUUACAUGUUUUGAUAAUAAAAUCACCUAAUUUAUUGUGUCAAUAAAAAAAACAAACAAACA